GCUCGAAGGCAAGGCCCCCGUGUUGGGAGGGCGGUGGUGUUGAUGUCAGCGUGGAGAGAAACUCCCAGCCAGCGGGGGCUUCCUGCGGGAUGACAGCGGCAGGGGCGGAUCGCCGUGGAUACGACAGUCUUUACUAACCAUAUACGCGCUUUUACCGCACAAAAUGUUGCUAUUAACCCCCGGGAAGUGCUGGUUGUUCAAUCUCAUGUGGCAGGCUGUCUAGUUAAUUAGCUGACUGCUGCAGAGCGAGUUUGCUCAUCAUUUGUGGACAUUUACGCUGGAGCAUCAGGGCAACUGUGGAAGUUUGUCAGCUCACCGAAGACGCGAUCCGCACAGUGAAGAUUAAUUAUCUGCCCCGGAGAUAAAGAUCGCGAACCGAACUGCUGCUGUGUGAUGGAGCCCGGUUCAGUGGUCCGCUCCGUGUUUGAGUUCCUGCCCAGUGUGUCCGAGGAGCUCCCCCUCUUCGCCGGUGAUGUCAUAGAGGUCCUCAGCGUGGUGGAUGAGUUCUGGUUGCUCGGCAACAAAGAUGGAGUCACAGGCCAGUUUCCCAGUACAUUUGUGGAGCCAGUUACAAUCCCCAGCACCAAAGCUGGAGAAAAGCUGUACGUGUGCAUCAAUGACUUCAGCGCUGUGGAGUCGGGGAACCUGCCCCUGAAGAGAGGUGACGUGGUGGUGGGGGAGGGCAGCGUGGACUCCACCUGGCUGAGGGGGCGGAACUGCUGGGGGUCGCGAGGGGUCGUCCCCACAUCUUGCGUCAAAGAGCUCCGCCUCUCCUGCAGAUCCCGCCAGCUGUCCCAGCGGGCUGCCGCGGCGACGACCUCCGACCUGCCCGAGCACGCCCUGGGCCAGGCGCGGGCACUCAUGAGCCUGUCCGCCCAGCUGGAGGAGGAGCUGGACUUCCGGGAGGGUGACGUCAUCACCAUUGUGGGCGUGCCCGAGCCGGGCUGGUACGAGGGGGAGCUGGAGGGCCGCAGGGGCGUCUUCCCCGAGGGGUUCGUGGAGCUGAUCGCCCCGCUCCGGGCGGCGGGGGCCUCGCAGGAGACUGGUCGCUACGGCAACUACGAGGAGGGGGAGGAUCAGGCACCGGGGGAGGAGCCGGUGAUCAGCACGGAGGAGGAAGAGGAGGAAGAAGAGGAGGAGGAGGAAGGCUUGGGCGUGUACGGGGUGGCUCUGUACGAGUUCCGGGCGCUGGAGCCGGGCGAGCUGGACUUUGACGUGGGUGACAGAAUCCGCAUCACAGGCACGCUGGAGGACGGCUGGAUGGAGGGGUGUGUCCGCGGCCGGAGGGGCGUCUUCCCACACCGAUUCGUCAAAAUCGAGAACCGCCACGCCGUCCCUGAGAGCAGGGAGGAUGAGCUGCCAGCCUCUGACCCCACCCCCAGUACGCAGGGUGGGGAGGAGUACACCUCCGAGUGUAGCUCCGUCCUGCAGGAGGAGGCCCGGGACACUGCCCCUGCCUGGACUGGCCCGGAGGACCACACGGUGUGGGACCUAGACUACUUUGAGCGCCGGGAGGAACGCGGUGCCACAGACAGGAAGUGGGCGGGCGAUGAGUCCCCUGCCGCGAGACCCAGCCCACCUCCCGGGAGUCAGCCGAGACGUCCGGGAUCAGCGCGAGGGGGCAUGGCUCGGCCCGGCCCCGCCCUCACACCCGCCCACAGGGAGCAGCAGAGAGCCAACUCAGCCAGUCCUACACCCCCCCCGAAACCGCGCCUGCCCCCCCGCCCCAGCCCGCCCUCCUUCAAUAACAGGCUGUUUGGCAGUCGGAAGGCGGGGAGUGCCGGUGGGGACUCGGGGUCCCCCCCAGCACCCGCUGUCAGAACCCUCAGCCUCACCCCAGGCCGGAGCGGCCACCAGAGCCCCCACCCCACCAGUGGCCCACGCAGCAGCACAGGCCUGCUCAGCCCCCGAAAGCUGACCCGCCACUCCAGUGUGACGGACUCCGACAUGCUGCCCGGCUGCCGGGGUGAGCGGCGGGCGGAGCCUCGCGAGAGGAGCACCAAUGGCCUGUCAGGCUCCUUCACCCUGGACAGCCUUUCAGCCGCUGUGGGGGACCUGGACACCAAGCUGUCCCAGCAGCUGGCCGAGUUCGAGAGGAGCCUGCCAGGCAGCGGGUGGGCGGGCGGCGGCGGGGGGGGCCGGGUCUCGCGCCACUUCUCCAUUCUGGACUACAGCACAGAGAGUGACAUCAUCAGAGGCUCCUCCCACUCCCCUGUUUACCUUCAACCAGAAGCCCCGCCCCCUUCCACCUCCUCCUUAGAGAGGCGCAGAGUCCUGAGGCCGCCCCCGCCCCGCCCCAGGAUCCUCAAACCGCAACCGUCCCGGCCCUCUCCAGCGGGGGGCAGUCGGGGUCCCCCCCUCCCCUUCAGACCCGCGAGACCGGCCCCCAGGCCCCCCCAGCCCGUCCCGCGGCGGGAUGGCGCCUCUCCCCGGCCGCAGACCUUCUUCAUGCCCGAGGAGGAGGAGCAGGAAGAGGACGAGCCAGAGGAGGCAGUGGAGGUGGUGGAGGUGGAGCCAGAGGUGGAGCCAGAGGUGGAGCCAGAGGUGGAGGCGGAGUUGGAGGCGGAGCAGCGCGAGGCUCUGGAGCGAGAGCGAGAGCAGGAGCAGUACGACCUCCUCCUGCGCCUCCAGGAGGUGGAGCGGGACAUAGAGGCAUACACCCACACCAUGGAGGAGCUGCGCCUCAUGCUGGAGGAAGAGGAGGACGAGACGGCCCGCGCCCAGGCCCUCGAAAACCUGGAGUUCUGCACCUAUACCAUCGACACGCUGACCCUGGAACAGCAGCAGCUGCGAGAGAUGACGCUCCUGUCUGCGCAGCCGAAGUCGUUAGAGUCUGCCCCGGUCUCCACGGCUGCCACAGAGGAUCCUGAGCAGAGGAUGAUGGAGAAGAGGUCAAAGGUCAUUGAGGAGCUGCUACAGACGGAGAAGGACUACAUCAAAGACCUCCACAUGUGUGUCAAAGAGAUCAUCAUGCCUUUACAGAAGAAACAGGUACAGAACGUGGACUUCGAUGGCCUCUUUGGGAACAUAAACGCAGUGAUCGACCUCUCCAGGCGUCUGUACAAAAGCCUGCAGGACACAGAUUCCAUAGGAAAGGUUUUCCUGGACUACAAGGCAGAGCUGGAGGAAGUGUACAAGAUCUACUGCCAGAACCAUGAUGACGCCAUUUCCCUCCUGGAGGGCUACGAGAAGGACGAGAACAUUCAGAAACACAUUCUGGAGUGCCUGGAGAAGCUGAGGGCCCUGUACCGAGAGUGGGGGAAGACCAACUACAUCAACCUGGGCUCGUUCCUGAUCAAGCCGGUGCAGAGGGUGAUGCGCUACCCCUUGCUGCUCAUGGAGCUGCUGAACACCACGCCCCAGGCCCACCACGACCGGCCGCAGCUCACCGAGGCCGUCGCCUCUGUCAAAGAGAUCAACGUCAACAUCAACGAGUACAAGAGGAGGAAGGACCUGGUGGUGAAGUACAGGAAAGGAGAUGAGGACACUCUGAUUGAUAAGAUCUCCAAGCUCAGCAUGCACUCCAUCAUCAAGAAAUCCAACCGCGUCAGCAGCCACCUCAAACACCUGACGGGCAUUUCCCCCCAGAUCAAAGACGAGGCGUUUGACGAGACGGAGAAGCGUUUCAGGCUGCAGGAGAGACUCAUCAAGUCCUUCAUCAGAGACAUCUCUCUGUACCUGCAGCACAUCCGAGAAUCUGCCUCAGUGAAGGUCCUGGCUGCCAUCAGCUUCUGUGACAUUUACACAGACCGGAACCAGGUGGACCCAGAGCGCUUCCAGAGAGCACACCGCUGCAUCAGUGACAAGCAGUUCACCCAGUUUAAGGAGCGGACGGAGAGCCUGGUCAUCUCCCCCCUGACACAGCUGCUCUCCAUGUUCGCCGGACCCCACAAGCUGAUCCAGAAGCGCUUUGACAAGCUGCUGGACUACGACAACUGCAAGGAGCGGGCGGAGAGGAUGAAGGACAAGCGCGUGCAGGAGGAGCUGCAGACGGCGCGCAACAACUACGAGGCGCUGAACGCGCAGCUGCUGGACGAGCUGCCCAAGUUCCACCGCUCCGCCGAGGAGCUCUUCACCAGCUGCGUGCGCGGCUUCGCCCAGGUGCAGAGAGACUUCGUCAGCCUGACGCUGGGAGAGCUGCAGCCGCUGCUGCAGCUCUCGGGCAUGGCGGGUACCGACGGGAAUCUGGUGGCGAUGUUCCAGGAGGAGCACAACCGCGUCACGCAGCUGCUGCAGAGCUUCAGCUUCUUCCCCGAGACGCAGCCCACACUGCGCAAGCCCUUCGAGAAGAAGACCGCCGAGAGACAGACCUCCAAGAAGCAGCUGCUGGGCCCGCCUAACUACGUGCUGCAGACAGAUGACCAGCGGGCGGCGCUGUUGGCCCGGUACGGCCCGGAGAAGCUGUUCCAGGCGGAGAGGAACUUCAACGCGGCUCAGGAGCUGGACGUGUCCGUGCUGGAGGGGGACCUGGUGGGUGUCAUCAAGCAGCAGGAUCCCAUGGGCAGCCAGAACCGCUGGCUCGUCGAUAACGGAGUUACCAAGGGCUUUGUGUACAGCUCCUUCCUGAAGCCCUACAAUCCUCGCAGGAGCCAAUCAGACGUGUCCAUCGGAAGCCACUCCUCCAAUGAGUCGGGAUAUGGAGGUUCCUCCCCCGUCUUCUCCCGCCAGAACAGCAACAGCACGCUAACCUUCAACCAGGAAACAGCAGCAGUGAGCUUCUCCACGGCCCCGCCCCCAAGCAACUCCGCCCCUCAGGAGCCUGCCCCCUCCCGGAGGACCCCUCACAGGGACGCUCCGUCACCCAGCCGCAACCCAACCAAUCAGAGGGGCCAAUCUGACCCCUCCCACCGCACGCUGACCAAUCACAGGGACCCCUCAGACUUCUCCCAGCGUAAUCAGACCAAUCACCGGGACCAGUCCGACACUUCCUACCGACAUCCCUCCAAUCAUAGGGACCCAUCCGAAUCCUUCCACACAAACCCGACCAAUCACAGGGAUCUGUUGGACUCGUCUGAGACAGACUCCUGCUCCUCCCUGAGACACACCCAGCAGUACGGCCAAUCGGACACUGCCUUCGGGUCCAUUCUGCGCCGCAACGGGGACUGUGACCCUCAGAGGUCAGCUCGGUACCCCCCCGAGGAGCAGGUUGAGCCAGAGCUGCAGCCAGAGCCCGACGGCCACCAGAUCUACUACGCCAUCUACCCGUUCAGCGCACGCUGUGCCAAUGAGCUGAGCAUCGCAGCCCACCAGCGCGUGCGCAUCCUCGAGUUCCACGACAUGAACGGGAACGAGGAGUGGUGGCUGGGCGAGGCGGGGGGGCGCCGCGGCUACGUGCCCUCCAACUACAUCCGCAAGUCCGAGUACACCUGAGCGCGCCUGAGCAGGCCCGCAGCCGGCCGGCUGCCGACGCGCCACCGAAUAAAGAGCCACGCCUCCCCCCACCCAGGGCCAGCCAGACGGGCGGUGGGUGCCUUAUCCAUGCACACAGACUGCUGUGGAGUUGGACAAAUCUUCUUUGGGAACUUUCAGUGCUGCUGAUAUGCUACACACAGAAAAAAAAAUAUAUAUAUUAUAUAUAUGACUAUAUUUAUAGGUAUUUUCCAUUCUCUUUAGUUGUGGAGCUUCCCUGUCUCCAGGUUGAGGGGAGCGGUAGUCAGGAUGUAGGCCUGCGCAGGGACGGCUGUGGAUGUGAGGGGUUUUGUGCUGUGGGAACGUGGAAGAGUGCGAUUUUCUCUGGUUCUUUAUGAAGAUUCUGAACAUCACCAGUGUUAGAGAAAAAAACACUAAACAAGCAUGCCGGUGAUCUGCGACUCAGAGGCAUAUGAAUAAAUAUGACCUAUACUGCAUAACACUCAAAAUGUGUAAAUAACUCAGCUGGUUUACCCACAGCUGGUGUUGAUUCGUUAAAAAGACACCGUGUGACCGCAGAAACUGAAGCGGGGGUGGAGUCAUGAAAGCAUGUGAUACUAACACCAGUGCUGACCUGCAGGGGGCAGGGCAGCCAAAAUGCGCUGACAGCAGCGCCAGAGAUGGCGUGCACUUCCAGGCCGCUUGGAGCCGUCUGAAAACACGCAUCCCAGGAAAAGCGUUUGGUAGGACGCGCAGCCCCAAGCAUUUACCUUUCAGCUUCGACAAGGACAGUGUGCGUCAGAUGCAAAACGGAGAAAUGUUUUUGAUUGCAAUUCAAAGUGUUAAUGAGACAUUUUUGAUGUGAAAUACAGUGUGGGAUUUCUAUUUUUAAAGUUAAUUUUUGAUUAACUUCCAUUGUAAUCUUUUUCUCUUACUUUUCUUGUUUUUUGCAUCUGAGGUACUUUGUGCUAAUGAGCUCAGGAUGGCCAAACAGAACAUCUUCCAGGGUGUUCACAUUUUUCCCCUCUUCAGGAAACUUAAUUGUAAGCUGAAGCUGCGAAUCACUAAACACAUUAAAUAUUAACAUUAUAGAAGUAUUGCUGAUGAGUCACAGAACAGCACCCCCUGGUGUCCUGUAGUGAUCACACGAACCCUCAUACACACAUCCCUCUCUGAGACUCCUCACUCUCUCCAGUUCUGUUUUUUUUUUUCUUUUUCUGAAAUGGAAGAAAGGCUGUGCAGGGGAGGCGUAAGUGAGAGGAGAAGCUGGCGUUUGUGCGUGAGUGCUGUGGUGAAGUUGUGUAGCUGGCGGCUGUGAUCCUGGACUGGUGCAGUAGACAGGUAGAUCCAGCCUGCUGUCUGUGAACUCUUCUAAAGUUUGAGCCCUGAGAACACUAACUGUCCAAUGGGAGCUGCAUUCCGCAGGGUGUCAUUAGCCAUGCCCUCCAUGGCGCCUGGGUAAGCCUUGAGUUCCGCUUUGAAUUCCCAAGAUUCAGCAGAACAGUGGAAAUCCAACUGACAUUCACCUCACUGCACAGGCCUGGAUCACACUUUCUGCAAAAUGCAAAAUGCUGUCCAUGCCAAAACGUUUGAGAGAAAAUGAAAUGAAAACACACUGUGCCGUUUAAACUCAUCCGAAGCCCUUUAGAUAUCUGCGUUUGGGAAAAUUGAGGUUUUAUCAUGGAGACGGUGGGACUGAGCUGGAUAGUCACCCCCUAGUGGCGACGUCUGUUUCAGCGUUUCUGUUUUUUUUUCCCAUUCAACAUAUCCCUAAUGCUGUUUAUGGAGAAUUUUUUCACUUCUGUGUCAAGUGAUUUUUUUUUUUUCAUCUGAAUAAAAACAGAUCAGUUAAUCUGAUAUCCAGAAUCUGUCACUGCUUUGGUGAAGUUUGUGUCUCAGAUUUUUUCCUGCUUAUUAUAUUUACCCCAUCCCAUGGUUUUAAGGUCCAAUUUAUACUGUUUCAAACGUUUUUUGAAAUGGGUAAACAGGAAAAGCCAAGAAAGCAGGUAAUGAGAAUUCUAUUAUUGCUGUGGCUAGUUUACAUGUCUGCAUGAUUACUGUAAAUAUCAAUUUUAAAACCUGUUCUUAAAAAACA
Messenger RNA from Megalops cyprinoides (Indo-Pacific tarpon), 7444 nucleotides. RefSeq names its product dynamin binding protein. Lineage: Eukaryota; Metazoa; Chordata; Actinopteri; Elopiformes; Megalopidae. Gene Ontology annotation, biological process: intracellular signal transduction. The record is from RefSeq and is a predicted model, not a curated record. Bases 394 to 5370 code for a protein of 1658 amino acids. The transcript is spliced from 17 exons. Gene Ontology annotation, cellular component: cytoplasm. Gene Ontology annotation, molecular function: guanyl-nucleotide exchange factor activity; protein binding.